AUUUUUAUUUUCAAGAAAAAGUACUUGAAAAAUGUGUCUCUUAUAUCAAAUCAUAAACGCAAAAUUCCUAAGUCAAAAAUUAUAUAUCUUGAGAUACUCGCAGCCAGUAGCCCCGCGAGCUGUACCCGAACGAUAUCGGGAGAUGAGAACCAAAGAGUGGCGCUUUUUGUGGACGCAAAAAACGGGAGCAAGAGGAAAGCUAUGUAUGUGGGUGAAGACUCGGAAAGUCAUUCAGAAAGUCAAACGCCUGAUACAGGAUUUUGAGCCUCUAACAUCGACCUGUAGAGACGAGCACAACGAUCGUAAUGAAAAUUUAAUGAAGCCCGCACCGCUAUACAGCGACUUAAGUACAACAAAGAUCGUCUUACUGCGAAACAAUUCAACGGCGGCGGAGAUUUGUUCAUAGGGAGCAU
Messenger RNA from Bactrocera oleae (olive fruit fly), 413 nucleotides. NCBI's taxonomy places the organism in Eukaryota, Metazoa, Arthropoda, Insecta, Diptera, Tephritidae. The record is from RefSeq and is a predicted model, not a curated record.